Molecule: messenger RNA, 925 nt
Organism: Dioscorea cayenensis subsp. rotundata (Guinea yam)
Lineage: Eukaryota; Viridiplantae; Streptophyta; Magnoliopsida; Dioscoreales; Dioscoreaceae
Product: cytochrome c oxidase assembly protein COX11, mitochondrial
Exons: 6
Coding region: 19-744 (241 amino acids)
Cellular component (GO): mitochondrial inner membrane
Molecular function (GO): copper ion binding
Source: RefSeq, a predicted model, not a curated record
GCCAUUUUUGUUCCGAAAAUGCCCCCAUUCCCAAAAUGUCCCUCCGCCGCCGUUCUCCGCCGCGUCGUCUCCUCGGCCACCGCCUCGUCCUCCUCGAGAUUCCAAAUUCCAUUGCAUCGACUCCACCCCGAGCUUCCAGCUUUUCCUACCUCUGGUUCCCGGCGGUUCUAUAUCUCCAGCACCGCCGCACGUGAGCGGAGCUCGCGGAGGACGCUAUUGUACCUCGUCGGCCUGGCGGGGGCCAUGGUCGGGGCGUCCUAUGCCGCAGUGCCCCUCUACCGCCGCUUCUGCCAGGCCACGGGAUACGGCGGCACCGUCCAGCGCCGUGAGAGUGUGGAAGAGAAGAUUUCAAGGCAUGAUCAAGAUGGGACUACCACUUCAAGAGAGCUUGUUGUACAGUUCAAUGCUGAUGUUGCUGAUGGGGUGCCAUGGAAAUUUAUUCCUGCACAAAGAGAGGUAAGGGUCAAGCCAGGAGAAAGUGCUCUUGCAUUUUAUACCGCUGAAAACCGGAGUUCAACUCCCAUAACUGGUAUGUCGACAUAUAACGUUACACCAAUGAAGGCUGCAGUUUACUUCAAUAAAAUACAAUGCUUCUGCUUCGAGGAGCAGCGGCUUCUUCCUGGGGAGCAGAUUGAUAUGCCUGUGUUUUUCUACAUCGAUCCAGAGUUUGAGACAGAUCCCAAAAUGGACGGCAUCAACAACUUCAUCUUGUCAUAUACCUUUUUCAAAGUUAAAGAAGAUUAGCACCAGCUUUCACAUCUUGUUACUAAUUUUAACAGCUGCCAUUAAAUUGGAUUCAUGUUAAUUUCUUCCAAUUUUGUUCUACAUUCUUGUCACACGAUUGCACAAGGUUCAGGAAAUGACAAAGCCUGAGUUUGAAUAAAUUAUAUAUAAAAAAAAGGCCAUCUCAUUCUUUGUGUAAAAC